Molecule: messenger RNA, 645 nt
Organism: Caenorhabditis remanei
Lineage: Eukaryota; Metazoa; Nematoda; Chromadorea; Rhabditida; Rhabditidae
Exons: 4
Coding region: 1-645 (214 amino acids)
Source: RefSeq, a predicted model, not a curated record
AUGAAAAUUCUCUACAUCACUUGCAUUCUCUUCGCGUUCUUUGCUCAAUCUGUUGUUUCAACUUCGAAAGAUUAUCAGAAAUUGAAUGUGGAUUACUUUAAUCGUGCCAGGAACCAGUUUGCCGCGAAUCUUCCAGUGGCUAAUAUGAAUGAGCUAGAGUAUGAUGAAGCACUAGAAAAAACAUUUUCAUCGUGCCAAACUGCACAGAAAGAAGCAGAAAAUGAUAAUCGUGUUAUCAUGUUCCGGUCUGAUUCGGUUACUGAAAUAAGUUUUGAUCGUGAAGGAGAAGCGCAAAAGUUAGUGAAUGACAAUCACGUUAAUGCUCUCUUAUACAAACUCAUAUUCCAUUCUCAAAUCACAUCAGUUGGAUGUGUCCAACUGGAUAUGGAAUGUGCGUAUCCGGGACCGGGACAUAAUACGCCUGACGUAUGGAGAACCACGGGCAUGUGUUUCUUCGACGGACCUGAAAAUGCAAAAAUACCGGAUAACUUCAAAAGAGGAAAACCAGCGACACAAUGUCCAAAUGGAAGGUCUGAGAAGUACAAAAACUUGUGCAAAACGUCGAAAUCUUCUUCUGGUUCUCUCGUCUCUCCAGCUCACAUUCUCAUUGCUGCUGUCUUCAUUAUGAUCACUUUUUAUUUCUGA